GUCGUCAGCUUCAUUUCGAAACGUUUGCAACGUCAGCUAACGCUUAAAAUACACGUUUUAUACGUAGCAGUUUGGAAAAUUUAAAAGCAACUUGGCUUUAAUUCUUUGCGGUUAAUAUUUAGAGCAAAGCCUAACACAAGUCUAACGCAUAUCCAACGUAUCCCUACCACAUACAUAAUUAAUUCUAUUUAAUUCAAUUGCAACGUGUGUGUGAACAAAUUGCUAAAAGAAAAAUCUUAACAAAUUAAAUUUCGUUGCUUUAUUUUUAUUGGAAUAUAAAACUAAAGUCACUAACAAAAACGAAUUCUCAAAACAAUUGAAAACGAUAAAUACAUAAGUUUAUAUAUACACAAAUAUAUAUAAUGGCUGCUUAUGCUGCGUUUAAACAUGUCGAAAUCUAUAAUGUUGGCAAAGCCAAAAAGAGGGUGUUGAGGACACCAGGCGGCGGUUCAAGUGACAUUUUUGGCUCGGACAUGCCUCAAACUCCACGAACCAUGAAGAAUCGCAUGGCCUCAAAUAUUUUCACGGCCGAGAAAGAUGCCGCUCUGAAGAACAACGUACGACAAGGAGCUCACAGAUUCUAUUUUAUUGGAGAUGCACCACGACGCGGCCAAAAGACUGUGGACUCGUACUCUCGGCUGUUUGGUGAGCCGGCACGUCCGAUAACGCCAGCCAAGAAUCACAUGAAGAGCAGCAUUCCAUUCGGCAAGAAUACGGACUCCGCGCAACAAACCCUUCCCAAUAACAAGGGACUUUAUAAUGGCAAAAGUGGUUCGGUAUCCUCAGCCUCAUCUUCCGUUUCCUCUUCGACUGAGAAUCUGAAAAUCAAUGGAGGCGGCAGAUCAGAGGGCAAUCCCGUCACUGGCGAGGGAUACAAGCCAGGUGCAACAGACUACAUCCAACCAUCGUCGGCGUCGGCUCUGAACGGCAGCAACCAGGUGAUCAACAAGAAUCGUGUACCACCCGGUGGCUAUUCGUCGGGCCUUUGGUAAUUGGUGAAUUGUGGUUAAAACGAACACGCAAUACAACAUUUUCGAUGUCCAACGGAAGAAGUGAGCAGCACACCAGCAAAACAGACGGACAGCCCAGCAAACAAAAUGUUUAACCAACACAGAACGAACUCUUCGAUCAACAAAUUUUAACGCGAAUUUAGAGCUAGCGUUUUUAUUAUUAAGAAGCAACAAACGGCAGAGCUGCAACAACCAUCCAUUCAUCAAUACUCAAUAAUACUAUAAAAAAACCUUGUUCAACCAUUAAACAAGAUGAUUUUUAUCCGCGAAGAUGAGAUGACUGUCGCUGCGCAAACAACAAAGAACAUCGCGUUAACUUCUGCUCAAUUGCUCAACGUCAGAUAAUACCAGGCACUCACCUUCACAGUCCAUCGAAAUAAUUGAUUUUAAAUAUCGCUGUAUCCACUAUAUAACUCCUGUUAAUUGAACACAACAACAACAACAUGCAAUUUAUUUUUACAUAUACGUAUGUAAUAUAAUCGAUCGAUAUCUAAUCAGUUCUUUUAGAUUUGUGUUUUUUUUCAAACAACCCUCAUGCAUAUUGAUAUCGCGAUAUAAUUAUACUAUACCAUAAAGACAUACCCACAAUUAGAGUUACUUACAUCUUUCAAUAUACUACGAUAUUACUAAAUGCCCUAUGCAGAUCUUUAGGAUACAACCAAAAAACAAAACAAAAACAAGUAAAA
Messenger RNA from Drosophila sulfurigaster albostrigata, 1696 nucleotides. RefSeq names its product microtubule-associated protein Jupiter (gene Jupiter). Lineage: Eukaryota; Metazoa; Arthropoda; Insecta; Diptera; Drosophilidae. The record is from RefSeq and is a predicted model, not a curated record. Gene Ontology annotation, cellular component: nucleus. Bases 363 to 992 code for a protein of 209 amino acids. The transcript has 6 exons.